Messenger RNA from Leopardus geoffroyi (Geoffroy's cat), 2805 nucleotides. It is a transcript of the gene CTDSP1, whose product is annotated as CTD small phosphatase 1. The coding region runs from base 455 to 1240 and encodes 261 amino acids. NCBI's taxonomy places the organism in Eukaryota, Metazoa, Chordata, Mammalia, Carnivora, Felidae. Gene Ontology annotation, molecular function: RNA polymerase II CTD heptapeptide repeat phosphatase activity. The record is from RefSeq and is a predicted model, not a curated record. The transcript has 7 exons.
GGCCGGGUGCCGGUCCUGCCACGCAGCCGCAGAGGCUCGGGCCCGCGGGCGGGCGGCAGGAAGAGAGGCGACGCCCCCUGGAGCGCGGCAGGAACCCGGCCGGGCCCGCCCCCCAGCCAGCAGAGCCGCGCCGGCCCCAGCGGUGAUGAAAGCGGCGGCCGAGUCCAGGUCACGCCGAAGCCGUUGCCCUUUUAAGGGGGAGCCUUGAAACAGCGCCCGGGUUCCAUGUUUGCAUCCGCCUCGCGGGGAGGAAACUCCAUGUUGUAACAAAGUUUCCUCCGCGCCCCCUCCCUCCCCCUCCCCCUUAGAACCUGGCUCCCCUCCCCUCCGAAGCUCGCGGGGAUCCCUCCCUCCCACCCCUCCCCUCCCCCCCGCGCCCCGAUUCCGGCCCGAGCCGGGGGGGAGGCCGGGCGCCCGGGCCAGAGUCCGGCCGGAGCGGAGCGCGCCCGGCCCCAUGGACAGCUCGGCCGUCAUUACUCAGAUCACCAAGGAGGAGGCGCGGGGCCCGCUACGGGGCAAAGGUGACCAGAAGUCAGCAGCUUCUCAGAAGCCCCGGAGCCGGGGCAUCCUCCACUCGCUCUUCUGCUGCGUCUGCCGGGACGAUGGGGACGCCCUGCCCGCCCACAGUGGGGCGCCCCUGCUGGUGGAGGAGAACGGCGCUGUCCCCAAGCAGACUCCAGUCCAGUACCUGCUCCCAGAGGCCAAGGCCCAGGACGUGGACAAGAUCUGUGUGGUCAUCGACCUGGAUGAGACCCUGGUGCACAGCUCCUUCAAGCCAGUGAACAACGCCGACUUCAUCAUCCCUGUGGAGAUUGAUGGGGUGGUCCACCAGGUCUACGUGCUGAAGCGGCCCCAUGUGGAUGAGUUCCUGCAGCGAAUGGGUGAGCUCUUUGAGUGUGUGCUGUUCACCGCCAGCCUUGCCAAGUAUGCAGACCCAGUAGCUGAUCUACUGGACAAGUGGGGGGCCUUCCGGGCGCGGCUGUUUCGUGAGUCCUGCGUCUUCCACCGGGGCAAUUACGUGAAGGACCUGAGCCGGCUGGGCCGAGACCUGCGGCGGGUGCUCAUCCUAGACAACUCGCCCGCCUCCUACGUCUUCCAUCCAGACAACGCCGUACCAGUGGCUUCCUGGUUUGACAACAUGAGUGACACAGAGCUCCACGACCUCCUGCCCUUCUUCGAGCAGCUCAGCCGCGUGGAUGACGUGUACUCAGUGCUCAGGCAGCCAAGGCCCGGCAGCUAGUGAGGUGCCCCGGGGGCCAGGACCUGCCCCUGACCGGUGCCCACGCCCCUCACACGUGGACUGUUCCUUGAGAAAACCCAGCGGCCGCUGCCGCCACCUCAGCGUCAUGGGGAAGUGGGCCCUCCCCACCUGCCUGGCCAGGCUGUGAAAGGGGCAGCGGGCUGCACCAAGGGCGAUGAGCCCCUGGGUCCCUGUGUCAGUGCCUUAGAACCUCCUCCUUCUUCGUGGGGGACCUGUGGGACCCUGCGUGCAGCUCCCCCUUUUUCUCUCUCUCUCUGCUGCCAUGUUUCUCUGCUGCCAAAUCGGGCCCCUUGGCUCUGUCUGGUUCUGCUUGGGGGAGGGGCAGGGCUCUUGCUGCCCCAUGCCUUGGGCCCCCAGCCUGGGAACAGUGGACACCAAGUGCCUUGCAUAGAGCCCUUUUCCCUGCCCUGUUUUCCCAGGGCCACGAUCAGGUCGGCUCUUGCCCGGAACAGUCUCCAGAUUGCUGCAGUCUAGCCUGGCAGGGGAGGAACCAGUCUCCGCACCUCCUCCCUUGGGACUGACACAGACCCCCACCAAUCUCUGCCUAGGAGGGCAGGGAGGGAAGAUCUGUUACCACUUGUGAAGGGAGCAGGGUGCGUCCUAUGGGACCCCGGAGUCCAGUUUCUCUAGGCUCAGCAGCAGCUGAAGGCUGCUCUCCACGCCAAGACCUGACCCCUCACAUCUGCCUUGACCACCCUAAGGCCCUGGGGCUUGGCUCCCCCAGCUCCUAGUGUGGGGGCAUAGGCAAGACCCCUUUGUGGUGCCAUAUAAAUAUGUAUAUGUGUAUAUAGUUUUAGGGGAAGGGGAGAGGGAAGGGCUGGGGUAGAGAUACCCCUCCUUCACCCCUUUCCUGGACCCAUAAACUGGGGGGAGGGAGGGAAAGGAUUUUUACAUUUUUUAAACUGCUAUUUUCUGAAUGAAACAGGCUGGGCCAAGAAGUCCCAAGCCCUGUCUUCUGUCCCUCACACCCUCUUUGCUCCAAUUAUUCAUUCAAAACACAUUAUUAGCACCUUCUCUGUGCCCAGCUCUGUGCUAGGCCCACCAGCUGAGUGUGUGGGGUCCCUGCACCUAAUCAGUGCCUCCCCACCCACUCCAUACUUCACCGGUGCCUUUAGGGGAGCUGUAGGAGGUGGGACCCUUCUUGUGGGGUUUGGGGGUCUCCAGGAAGCCUAGCCAAGCUGUCUCCCCUCCCUAGUGUCAACCCAUCCCCUGUCGACCCCAGCCUCACCCCCUGCUGGCUGGGGGCAGCUCCCAGGACAUCCUGAUUUCCAGCUCUGACUUCUCUAUCUGGAACCCCUUCCCCCUAAAUGCUGAGUGUGGAGGUCAAGGCCUUGGGCUCUCCCCAAGGCCUAACGGUUAAGGGGACCCACGUAGCAGUGCCAAGGGGGAUGUCAAAUGGAGAUGUCAUUGCCCCCCUCCCCUCAGAACUGGGGGUGGGAGGGAGGACAAGGUUGGCCUGAAUCGGGUGACCUUCCCAUUUAAGUGCCUUCUCUGAUUGAAAGCCCCACACUAUGACAAGAACUAAAGAGAACGCCAGACCCCCA